This is a messenger RNA of Coregonus sp. 'balchen', 8618 nucleotides long. The record is from the annotation of a GenBank genome assembly. NCBI's taxonomy places the organism in Eukaryota, Metazoa, Chordata, Actinopteri, Salmoniformes, Salmonidae.
UUUUGUUUUUUUUAGGUUUGGAGGCUAUGGCGGAGGGAGCAGUGACUGGAGCUGUGUCCGAUGUAAACACAGCUGUCAACUCGACGGUGAAUGCCAUGUCAUAUUUACAAGAUGAGGUGACGUUAGAUAAUGUUUCUGGCAUACCAGAUAUAUUUAUGAUAACUUGACUGUUUGAAUUUUGUUGCUCUCUGUGUUCUUUACAUCGACAACACCAGCUAGCUAGAUCUUCUGAUCUUCCUAUCCUGGCAAUCUGAUCUGUCUAGCUAUCCAAGCUAGCUACCGUUAUUUAAAUUAACUGUAGUGUUUGUUGUCGUUUUGCCUUAUUGUUGUGUUUGCGUCAGAGAUGCAUUGCAUCAAAUGCAAGGCUAGCUAGCCAGAGUCACUGAUUGCUUGUUAGCAAGUUAAAAACUCUAGUCGAUGUUGUUCCUGCACCAGAACUAGCAUGCUACCUGCUAAAGUGACUCAUACCUCAAAAGUCCCCUCUGGCCCCAAGUCAGAGUAGGCCAGGGCCCUAGACUUUUUUUGGGCCAGGCCUCAGAGGUGGAAACAUAAAAAUCACCUGUCUAAAACCGACAUUGGAGAAGGCCUAUUCAAAUCCAAUCAAAUUGUAUUGGUCACAUACACAUAUUUAGCAGAUGUUAUUGCGAGUGUAGCGAAAUGCUCCAUCAGUGCACUAGUAUCUAACAAUUCACAACAAUACACACAUAUAAAGUAAAAUAAUGGAAUUAAGAAAUAUAUAAAUAUUAGGAUGAGCAAUGUCGGAGUGGCAUUGACUAAAAUACAGUAGAAUAGAAUACAGUAUAUACAUAUGAAUUGAGUAAAGCAGUACAGUAUGUAAACAUUAUUAAAGUGACUAGUGUUCCAUUAUUAAAGUGACCAGUGAUUCCAUGUCUAUGUAUAUAGGGCAGCGGCCUCUAAGGUGCAGGGUUGAGUAACCGGGUGGUAGCCGGCUAGUGAUGGCUAUUUAACAUUCUGAUGGCUUUGAUAGAAGCUAUUUUUCAGUCUCUCGGUCCCAUCUUUGAUGCACCUGUACUGACAUCGCCUUCUGGAUGGUAGUGGGGUGAACAGGCCGUGGCUCGGGUAGUUAUGGAGUAGUUAGCUAACUAAUUGAAUUGUUCCAUCUUCCAUUACAAAGUACAUUAAAGCCAUGUUGAUUUACUGUCAUUCUGCAACAGAUGCAGCCUGACACAGAUGUCAUGGCCCCUCUCAACCUGGGUGACUUGGACUUGACCACAGACGAGUUCAUCUUGGAUGAAGUGGACAGUAAGUCCUUCAGCAUUAUUGUCUUUUGAAUGAAGUAAUGGUGAUAUCAUCAGGUCAAAUUGGUUCAUAACCAAAUAGUAAUUUAGGUAAUUAGUUCAGUGUUUUGGAUAAAUGUAAGAACCAACCUUUAUGGAGAUUAAACUAGCUACUUUCCUUUACACCCCCCCCCCCCCCCCCCCCAGUUCACAUACAGGCUAAUCUGGAAGAUGACUUGGUGAAGGAGGCACUGAAAACGGUAAAACCAUGGACCAUGGCUGCAUCAUGCAUGUCCCUAAACGUCAACACAUUUCAGUUUCAAUUUUAUUUUCUGUUUUCAUUUUAUAUAUUGUAAAUAAGGCUACAUUCCUUCAACUGAUGGUUUCCUUUAAUCUGAAUCUCUGUUUUUUUCAGGGAGUUGACCUCAGGCAUUACUCUAAACAAGUGGAGGGUGAACUCCAACGGAUUGAACAAGCUUCCAUCAAAGACUGUAUCCAUUCAUGGAUUAAUGUGUUGAAUGAUUGUGUGAAAGAAUUAGUGCAUUAUUUAUGGUAAUUCCUGAUAGAUACAGUAGUUCACCAUGAUAGGUAAUCCUUGACCAAGCUUGUGUCAGAUAUCAAGGAGAGCCAGAACAUUGCCUCUCUGCACAACCAGAUCACAGCCUGUGACUCCAUACUGGAGGUGAGUGGAUGAUGCCCUCAAUCAAAAGUAUCAAGUGGCUUCAUAAGUCCAUUCUAAAUGGAUCCUCAUUUUUGCAUGUGCAGGGUCUGAAAGAAUGCUUUUGCAAUUUCCUAUGUAAAAAUAUAUAAUGAAGCCAAUAAUAAAUCUCUUUCCUCCCCUCGCUCUCUCUCUCUCUCUCUAUCUCUCUCUCUCUCUCUCCCACCUCCCUCCUCUCUCUUUCCUCCCCUCGCUCUCUCUCUCUCUCUCUCUCUCUCUCUCUCUCUCUCUCUCUCUCUCUCUCUCUCUCUCUCUCUCUCUCUCUCUCUCUCUCUCUCUCUCCCACCUCCCUCCUCUCUCUAUCCUCCCCUCUCUCUCUCUCCAGCGAAUGGAGGGCAUGCUGAGCGGCUUCCAGAGUGACCUCUCCUCCAUCAGCAGUGAGAUCCAGACUCUGCAGCAGCAGUCGGUCAGCAUGAACGUGCGGCUGAAGAACAGGCAGGCCGUACGCAGCCACCUCAGCCAACUGGUGGAUGAGCUGGUAGUGCCCGGCGCUAUGAUCCAGUAAGGGAGUGUGUGUGUGUUUGUGUUGUAUACAGAUUUGUAACAAUACAUGUACCUGUAUAUAUGUUAUGGGAGAUAUAGAUAGAAAGAGGGUAGGGAGCACAUGUCAUAUUGAUGUCUGUAAUGAGAAAGUUACUUGACAGAGUCUCUAUGAUGUUGUAAGUGUUCCUAUGGGCAAGCAUGUAUUCUAAUAAGUGUUCCCCACUUUUUGUCCUUCUGCAGGAUAAUCCUGGAGAGCCCGGUUACGGAGCAGGAGUUCCUUGAGCAGCUCCAUGAGCUCAACAACAAGAUCAACUUUGCCAAAGAGCUCAGCUUCAGGGAGACUUUGGCCUGCUCUGACAUCCAGGACAUCGUGGACCGCCUCAAAAUCAAGGUGAAGAUACACGGAGGGAGGGAGAGAGAGAGAGAGAGAGAAUGGGAUGGGAAGAGGAGAAGGAGAUAAAGUGAGGAAUAAUGGUGUGUAAGGUAACAAAAAAAAGAUAUUGUGUAUAAAACAGGCUUUUAUUUUGUUCCACAGGCUGUCGCAAAGAUCAGAGAAUUUAUCCUCCAGAAGAUUUAUUCCUUCAGAAAGCCCAUGACCAACUAUCAAAUCCCCCAGAACACUCUCCUCAAGUACAGGUAAUGAUACAGGCUUAAAAAGCACCACCACAAUGUAUCUACAAAAAUCGAACUUUCUUCUUUGUACUUUAGGUUUUUCUAUCAGUUCCUCUUGGCAAAUGAAAGGACAGUAGCUAAGGAGAUCAGGGAUGAGUACGUGGACACCAUGAGUAAGAUCUACUACAGCUACUUCAAGUCCUACAGCGGCAGGCUGCUCAAAGUACAGGUGAGUGAAUGACAAGGCGCUAAAUCAAAUGUUAUUGGUCACGUACACAUAUUUUGCAGAUGCAGCGAAAUGCUUAUGUUUUUAGCUCCAACAGUGCAGUAAUACCUAACAAUACACACAAAUCCCCCAAAAUAAAAAGAAAUAAAUUAAGAAAUAUCAGAAUGAGCAAUGUCAAAGUCUGAAGGAGUGAAGGAGGCUACAUUUUGAAGUAAAAAAUACCUUCUCUUGGUUUAUAGGCUCAAUAUACCUUAAUUCAUGUUGUUACUUGAAUUAGCAGAUAAUAUUUAAUACUGUUCUCGUAAUAUCUUUCUCGUGUCUCUUUAUGUUGACAGUAUGAGGAGGUGGCAGACAAAGAUGACCUGAUGGGAGUGGAAGACACGGCCAAGAAAGGUUUCUUCUCCAAGCCCUCCCUGAAGAGCAGGAACACCAUCUUCACCCUGGGCCAGCGGGGGGCCGUGCUGAGCCCUGCCGAGCUGGAGGGGCCCAUCAUCAUCCCCCACACUGCCCAGAGAGGGGACUGCAGGGUGAGACCACUGGCAGUGCUGCACUACCCAAAUCAGACCACCCAAACCAUACCAAAUACUACUGCACGAGUGUAACAGACAUUUUAAAUGAAAUUACCCUACCUUUUAUUAUAAGAUGCUAUGUACUACUUUGAAAUCAUUUUAACAUGCAUAGAGUGUAAGGUUGUGAGGCAAAGACACCAAGCCAACCCUAAACGUCUAGAUAUUGUUAAGCUGUACGGCUCCAAUACACCUGUGCUUCUCUCACUACCUUCUUGUCACCACACUCAUCUCAAAGGAAUGUACAGCGGCAGUUAUAAUAUUAACAUUGAUGUAGAUUAUCAAGUCACCCAACUAACCUUCUUCCUCCUGUCUCAGUAUCCCUAUGAGACGCUGUUCCGCAGUCAGCACUACGCCCUCUUGGACAACAGCUGUCGAGAGUUCCUCUUCCUGACUGACUUCUUCAUGGUGGCUGGAAACUCUGCGCUGGACCUCUUCAACAGCGUCAUGGGAAAGACACUCAGCUUGUUCCUGGUACGAUGAGACUUCUCAUACAUUGCUGUUACAAAAUAGUAAAGGCAUAACCCAGCAGUUAAUAGUGGAGUCCUUCUUUUUGUAAAAUGAUAAUGGUCUCUAAUAAUGAUAUUACUCUUUCUCUAUCAUGCCUAUACCCACCUCUCCCUCCCUCCCUCCUUUCCUCCCUCCCUCCCUCCGCCCUCCUUCUUUCCCCUGCAGAAGAGCAUGUCCACCUAUGUAUCGGACUGCUACGACAGCAUCGCUGUGUUCCUGUGUAUCCACAUCAUCCUGCGUUUCAGAGCCAUCACAACCAAGAGGGUCAUCCCAGCCCUGGAUAAGUCAGUAACACUCUCUCAGCGCAAAUACUCCAAUGACACUCCAUACACUUUUAACUCGGAGCAUAGUGUUAUAUGUCACAUAUCCUAUUUCCUGCAGUAUGCUAUACACUCACCGGCCAGUUUAUUAGGCACACGAAAAUGGAUCGCUCCUCCAGAUAGUGAGUCACGUGGCCUUGGCUUGUUAUAUAAAGCAGGCAGACAGGCUUCGAGGCAUUCAGUUACUGUUUGAUUGAACGUUAGAAUGGGAAAAAUUAGUGACCUAAGCGACUUUGAGCGGGGUAUGAUUGUCGGUGCCAGGCGCACCGGAUCCAGUAUCUCAGAAACGGCCUCUCUUGGGCUUUUCACACACGACAGUGUCUAGGGUUUACCGAGAAUGGUGCGACAAACAAAAAACAUCCAGUUAGCGGCAGUCCUGUGGGCGAAAAAAGCUAGUUGAUGAGAGAGGUUGAAGGACAAUGGCAAGAAUCGUGCAAGCUAACAGGCGGGCCACAAACAGACAAAUAACGGCGCAGUACAACAGUGGUGUGCACAACGGCAUCUCGGAAGGCACAGUUCGUGGAUCCUUGUCACGGAUGGGCUAUUGCAGCAGUCGACCACACCGGGUUCCACUCCUAUCAGCUAAAAAAUAAGAAGAAGCGCCUCUAGUGGGCACCCAAUCAACCACACUGGGUGAGUGGAAAAACAUUGCCUGGUCCAACGAAUCCCAGUUCCUGUUGCGUCAUGCUGAUGGCAGAGUCAUGAUUUGGCGUAAGCCUAAUGAGUCUAUGGACCCAUCCUGACUGGUACAGGCUGGUGGCGGUGGUGUACUGGUGUGGGGAAUGUUUUCCUGUCACACGUUAGGUCCCUUGAUACCAAUUGAGCAACGAACGUUUCCAACACCUUGUAGAAUCCAUUCCCCGAAGAAUUCAGGCUGUUCGGGAGGAAAAUGGGGGUCCGACCCGGUACUACAUGGGUAAACCUAAUAUACUGGCCGUUGAGUGUAUAUUCUAUAUGUAAGGGGAAAGUCAGAAACAAUUUAUUGUUAAAACCUAUGAUACAGUAGUCUUUUUACUGUAUGUUCUGUAAAAUAGAACGUUUGGGGCCUGACAUAAGACAUACUAAUGUAAUUUGUUUAAUGGAAAUCACAUUGAUGUCAAUGGAUUUGGUAAAGAUUUGUUAAAAGAAACACAUCUUAACUCAGAAUCGCUCCUUGAUGCACAUUUUCAUAUGUCUAUUAUGUCAUUGUUUCUCCAUGGGGUGCCAGGUACUGGGAGGCGGUGCUGGAGCUGCUGUGGCCCAGGUUUGAGCUCAUCCUGGAGAUGAACAUUCAGAGCAUCCGCAACACGGACCCCCAGAAACUGGGCGUGCUGGACACCAGACCACACUAUGUAUGAACACACACGUAUUUGACGUAUUUUAGGUAUCAAUGUCUAAUAAUACCAGACAGUUGUUGACACCAGUUGUGUUCAUGUUUCAGAUCACACGCAGAUACGCAGAGUUCUCAUCUGCCAUCGUUAGCAUUAACCAGACAUUCACCAGCGAGCGAACCCACACCCUCCUUGGCCAACUGCAGGUAGACAACUAAACAACAAUAAGAACAGUAAAAUAGUAUAAAUAGUGGGGAUCCUACAAUUAGCAUGAACAUUUGAAAUAGUGUUUUGUGUGAUUGAUAUUGGUCCCGUGUAGCUCAGUUGGUAUAGCAUGGCGCUUGCAACGCCAGGGUUGUGGGUUCGAUUCCCACGGGGGGCCAGUAUAAAAAAAUGUAGGCGCUCACUAACUGACUAAAAUGUAAAAUGUAAUUGAUAUAGCUACCACUGGUAUUUUCAGGUUGAAGUGGAGAACUUUGUCCUGAAGAUGGCGGCAGAGUUCCCUUCACGCAGGGACCAGCUCAUCUUCCUAAUCAACAACUACGACAUGAUGCUCAAUGUACUCAUGGUGAGAAUAACACAAGUUUAAAACCAUGAACAUUAAUGAAUAACUUAUUUACCCACCUGAAAUGACUCCUUUAUUCAGUUAUUAACAUUUUUGUCAUUUAGCAGCCGCUCUUAUCCAGAGCGACUUUCACGUAGUCGGCUCUGGGAUUCGAACCAGGUACCUUUCGGUUACUGGCCCAACGCCCUUAACCGCUAGGCUAAGUCUUCUGAAUAUACAGAAUUAAAAUAUGUCAUGCUGUUUUCCUCUUUUUCUUUCCAUGUCAUAGGAGAGGGCAGCCGAUGACAGUAAAGAGGUUGAGGGCUUCCAACAGCUCCUUCAGGCCAGGAACCAGGUAAAAAUGCACAGGGAUUCUGGGAAAUUGAGUUUUGUCAUGUGUGCCAGAGUCACAGAUAAUCAGAGUUUACUCAAAUGAAAUGUUCCCCUCUUUCUUUCUCCUUUCAUCAGGAGUUUAUUGAGGAGAUUCUGUCGUCUCCCUUUGGUGGCAUGAUAGCAUUUGUGAAGGAGAGCGAAGCGUUGAUAGAGAAAGGGCAGCUGGAUAGACUAAAGAAUGAUGAAGGUGAGUAGAGAGAAAAGAUACAGCCCUUUUGAUCAUUUAAUUGUUUGCAGAACGUGCCCUUGUCUUUUUCACGGUAACCUUCUCUUUCUUCUACUUUCCUCCUGUCCUGACUCGUUCUUUAUUACCUCUACUGUUUGGACUGUUUGUUUCUACUCUCCUGUGACACCUCUCGCUGUUUGACUUCCACCCAAACGAUUGUCUUACAUUUCUCCCACACCCUUCUCCCCCUCUCGCCAUACCUCCCAUCUCUAAACUCAUAUUGUUCUCUCUCUCUCCCCCCCCCCCCCCCCCCCUUUCUCAACCCCUCUCUUUUUCUGUCUUUCUUUCUUCUCUCUCUCUCAGCCCGGAUCACACAGCUAGUCAGGGGGUUUUCCAGCACAUGGAAACAGUCUGUGGAAGCUCUGAGUCAGAAUGUCAUGAGGUCCUUCACCAACUUCAAGAACGGCACUGGUAUCAUUCAGGUACUGCCUUCCUCUAUGCAUUUACUCUAAACAAGUCAUAAUAUUGUACAGUAUGUAGUUAAAGAGUAUACAGAACUUUUGCCUGUAGGGGUGCUCUUGAGCCAAAAGGGGUCCCUUAAAUUGACAUAAAUAUUUUUCUUUUUUAAGAUUUAAGCAACCAUGAGUCAUGGGCUGUUAUACGUUUUAUUCCUCUGAAGCAUAUCAUUCAACUUUUGACUUUCUACUCCUGUCCUCCUAUCCUCCAGGGGGCGCUCACCCAGCUCAUCCAGUACUACCAUGGCUUCCACAAGGUGCUGUCCCAGCCCACCUUCCGCAGCCUGGCAGUGCGCUCAGAGCUCAUCAACCUGCACCACCUCAUGGUCGAGGUCAAGAAACACAAGCCCAACUUCUAACUGGACACUUACAAGGGUAGAGACUGAGGAAUUAUGGGGAUGUGAUGGAUUAAAUGAAGGAGCUCAAAAUCAGACAUGGCCUGAUUGGAAACGAGUAGAAGAGUAUAUCCCUUUGCUUGUGACAUCGCUCCACUGAUUAAGGACAACGUAUUGCACGUGGGAACCUGUCAUUUUUGAUUUGACAUUGUACCAAUGUCAAUGGGUAAGGUCUUGUGUGAAAGUGCUACCUUUUCUUUCAUGGCUGCUGGGUUCUUUGCUUUCGGGGAGGGGAUAGGGGGAUGAAGAGACAGAAAUGGGAUGAGGAAAGGUUCAGUGGUUAUGGGGAUUGACAGGAGAGAUCACAGAAAUCAAAGGCUGUAAGAAGAAAUAGAGUAGAUGGUCUAUUCCAGACAGGGUUGCGCAACUCAGGCCCUCGAGUUGGUGCUGGUUUUCGUUUCUCCCUAGCACAUAAUUGAUCAAUUACAUUCCCAGGUAGAAUCCAAGUAGAAUCCAGUCUUUGGAUCAGAGAACCAGAGGUGUGCACCCCCAGUCUAUUAUGAUUGUGAGAGGGAGGAGCACGAGGUAUCAUUGAAGUUCAGUGUGAAAAGGGAAAGAGUGGUAUCUCCCGGGCCCUUGUUCUGUGUUCUCAUACAUGUACACUAAACAAAAAUAUAAACGC